Rattus rattus (black rat) is the source of this 753-nucleotide messenger RNA. It is a transcript of the gene Klf17, whose product is annotated as Kruppel like factor 17. NCBI's taxonomy places the organism in Eukaryota, Metazoa, Chordata, Mammalia, Rodentia, Muridae. The record is from RefSeq and is a predicted model, not a curated record.
AUGGAGCAGGACAAUGAGCAGCAGGCUAUGCACCAGUCUCCCAUGGAUAACGAGAUGUUGAUGCUGGUGACCAUGUAUAUGCCUGGGUCUUCUGGAAACAGCGGAUUUCAUCAGCCACCAGCCCCUCAAUAUUUGCCAGAGUUGAUGAGGCCCUAUAUGGCCUCAGCUGAGGAAUUCAGAUGCAGUGAGGGAGGGGUGGGGCCACAGUUCAUUAGGUCACUACCUGAGGUGGUGCAGGUGCCUCCCAGCUGACUCCUACACCUUCCAAAUUAUUGUCAGAGAUCGAUUGGGAGGAUCCAUGUGAUGCCAGAAAAUCCAGGUACCCUGGGAGUGGCCAUUUCCUUCAGUGAGAAUCUGAUGUCUCAGGGUGGCCUGCAAGCCCAGCUUCCUCAGAGUCUCAGUGAUGACCCCAGCAGUGCCCCAACAAUGCCUUAUUCUGUAUCCCCAACAGUACCUGCUACCACGGGGCUCUUUAAAACCGAAUAUUUUUUGGUCCCAGGCAUGCCUUCCGCUGAGCCCCAUGCUGUGACCCCUAUGAAUCAGAUGUUGCACUCGGUAAAUCCUGAGAUGGUCUCAGCUAGGUUCCAGCAGUUGCUACCUAUAGACUCCCAAGAUUCACUUGUGACUCCAGUCAAAUGUCAGGAAGGACCUUUCAUGUGUGAGCAGCCACCUGCUCCACAGAGAGAGACCUCCAGUACUUCAAGAGGGGCAACCAGGAGGGUCCCUGGGGAGGCCUUCGUCUGCUCCAUAUGA